CAGGAGACGUUCAUGUAUGGAGAGGGGACGCUGAGUUACAGCCUACCUCGGACAGAGCCACCGCUUCUUCUUCUUUUUAAAACCCUCACAAGUAUUAACACAGGUUGCGUCAGUUAAUAACUUCCCACUGAUUGAGUGUGGCAUUGACGCUUAUCAAGUGUCGGAACCUGCUGAGUGCGCUCGCUGGAUGCUUUGGCCGAACAGGUGGCGCGCAAGCUCCGGUUUCCCUAAUUUGUUAUUAGGGGCGAGACGCAGGCAAACCGGACGUUAAGUAUUUAAUACCUGGCCUUAAGCUGGGCGAGGGGACGCGGUGCGUAGUUGUCUCCCUCGUUAAAAGGAGACAUUUGACCAGGGAGCGGUGAUGCCAGUUGCGGACAGCGACAUGGUAGUGGACAACAGCCACGGGUUGUACGAGGGUAAAACCCCAAACAGUGCCGGGAACGAGAGCAUCCUCCCGGCAUCCCUAUGCAGUCCUGCAGCGGACAUCCUCAAGAACUUUUACCACACCAAACGGGUCGGGAACUAUCUGAUCGGGAGGAAGCUGGGAGAAGGGUCGUUCGCCAAAGUUAGAGAGGGUCUCCACGCGUUGACUGGGGAAAAGGUGGCGGUGAAGGUGAUCGACAAGCGGAAGGCCAAGAAGGACUCGUAUGUUACCAAGAACCUACGGCGGGAGGGCCACAUCCAGCAAAUGAUCCGCCACCCCAACAUCACGCAGCUGCUCGACAUCCUGGAGACGGAGAACAGCUACUACCUGGUGAUGGAGCUGUGCCCCGGCGGGAACCUCAUGAACCGCAUCUACGACAAGAAGCGCCUGGAUGAGAGGGAGACUCAGAAGUACAUCCGACAGUUGGUGCUGGCUGUUGAGCACUUGCACAGGGCGGGUGUGGUGCACAGGGAUCUGAAGAUAGAAAACCUCCUGUUGGACGAGCAGGACAACAUAAAGCUCAUAGAUUUUGGUCUCAGUAACUGCGCUGGCAUCUUGGGAUACUCAGACCCAUUCAGCACCCAGUGCGGAAGCCCAGCCUACGCCGCCCCAGAGCUGCUCUCCAGGAAGAAGUACGGGCCGAAGGUGGACGUCUGGUCCAUUGGUGUGAACAUGUAUGCAAUGUUGACUGGGACUCUCCCGUUUACCGUGGAGCCCUUCAGUCUCCGAGCUCUGCACCAGAAGAUGGUGGACAAGGAGAUGAACCCGCUACCUCCCUCACUCUCCACAGCUGCCAUCUGUCUCCUGAAGAAGCUCCUUGAGCCAGAUCCCAACAAGCGUCCCAAUAUCCAUCAGGUGAUGGCUGAUUCAUGGCUACAGCUUGCCAACAAGAACACAGGGGCACCGUACCUCAACAGGAUCCACAUCGAGGAAAUUAACCACACAGUGUUGCUGCAUAUGACAGAGAAGAUGAGCUACAAGCACAGCGAGGUGCUGAGCGCCGUCCUCACCAAUCGCGCCUGCCACACUCUGGCCGUCUACUUCCUCCUCAACAAGAAAAUGAAGAGACUCUCUAAAGAAUACAGGGAGAUGCAGUUCCAGGAGAAAAAGAAGGGAGAAAAGCAGAAAAGUGAAUACUUCCAGACCCAGUGGAGGAAGCACGUCGACAAGCUCACUAUCCCCCCCAAACAGACACCCGUCUACCUGGCUGUUAGCAAGGGGCCAAGCAAGGAGAAGAAACACAGGACAGGUCUGUUGCGUGCCAUAACUGGUGGCCAUCGUAAUUCACCUCUGGCACCACCCGGCACUGUCGCCUCUUCGUCUAUGGAGUAUCUAGAGAUCCAGCCUCUCUUUCACAACACCCCUCAGCAACGAAGGCGCUUGGCCACCCUCCCUCAAGUCAACACGAGCCCAGAACACAACAUACCCGCUCCACCAGCACCAUCACCGAUCGGCAUGCAUUCCUUCGGCUCCCUCUCCAAAGCAGAGCAAAUAGAAGACACCCCAGCUUCACCCUGGUACAAGCUGACCAACGGGACUCUGUCCCCACCCCGCCACGUCUCUGCCUUCCAACCCGACUCUUCUUACUUGAAGAAGGCGACCAUCCCCAGUCCUCCUGUCCUCAUUGUCAACCCGCAGCCCAAGAAGAGCCUCUCGUCAGAUUGGUGUGGUUCUUCCGACACCAGCGGGAGCCCCCCCAGCACCAUAGGAAGCCCCCCAGGCAGCUCGGCUUUCAGCCCUCCGAAGUCCGCCUUUAGUCCCCUCAACCCCACCUCAGCAUUCAGUCCUCCUUCCAACAGCAGCAGCGAUCCUGACAGCCCGACGCACCGCAGCAAGUUCCCCUCUAUGGGAAUCGGACAGAUCCUAAAGAAGAAGGUCCAGCUGCAGCCGUUCUCCUUCCGGCCAGAACAGGUCGUUGAGGAAGUGGUGUCCCCCCCUCCCUACCCCAUGCAGACUCUCCUCUGUGCUUCAGGUGCACUCAAGACCCUCUGCUGAGGGAUACCAGACAAAAGAAAAUGAAAGAAAGACAGACUGAACCCAAGGCCCCUCUCAACAUUUUGUUGAGGUUAGAGAGGUCUUCCAGAGCGGCCUUUUGAACUGUGAAUUGUUCUUUUAUUGCGACUGAGCCACUUUUCAUGAUGG
Messenger RNA from Morone saxatilis (striped sea-bass), 2566 nucleotides. It is a transcript of the gene hunk, whose product is annotated as hormonally up-regulated Neu-associated kinase. Gene Ontology annotation, cellular component: cytoplasm. Bases 362 to 2419 code for a protein of 685 amino acids. The record is from RefSeq and is a predicted model, not a curated record. The transcript has 9 exons. Gene Ontology annotation, biological process: intracellular signal transduction; protein phosphorylation. Gene Ontology annotation, molecular function: protein serine/threonine kinase activity; ATP binding. Lineage: Eukaryota; Metazoa; Chordata; Actinopteri; Moronidae.